GUUUGUCUCUCUCUGCCUCUCUUUCAGAUCCAAUUGAAGCAAUCACUCGUGUGCUUCUCUUUCUAUCCUCAAACCUAACUUUCGUUCUUGGAUAAACGUGUCUCCAGUUGUUCUUCCUGAUAGAAGAUGGAUCGGUACAGAAGGAUCGAGAAACCUAAGGUGGAUACACCGAUUGAAGAGAAUGAAAUCAGAAUUACUAGCCAAGGAAGGAUGCGAAACUACAUCACUUAUGCUAUGAGUCUGCUUCAGGAUAAGGGAUCGAAUGAAAUUGUUUUCAAGGCAAUGGGUCGAGCAAUAAAUAAAACUGUAACCAUUGUGGAGUUGAUAAAGCGAAGGAUUGUUGGUAUUCAUCAAGUUACUUCAAUUUGUUCAACCGAUAUCACUGAUAAUUGGGAGCCUAUUGAAGAAGGUCUAAACCCUGUGGAAACAACUAGGCAUGUUUCAAUGAUCACUAUAACUUUGUCAAAGCAAGAAAUCGAUACAUCCUCCAUUGGGUACCAGGCUCCACUACCAGCUGACCAGGUGCGGACAACACCUGAGUUCGAUUACGAAGGAGAAGAAUCUCCUGGUGGUUUUCGUGGAAGGGGUCGUGGUGGCCGAGGGAGGGGAGGAAGGUCUAGAGGUGGUUAUGGUGGUAAUGGGUUUAUCGCAUCGGGGGAGCACGAGGAUGGAGGUUGGGACCGCAAUCGAGGAUAUGCUCGGGGUAGAGGUCGUGGCCGAGGUCGCGGUUUUCGCGGCCGUGGAAGAGGAGGCGGUUAUAAUAAUAAUGAUGAUGGCGGUCAGUUUGAUAAUAACCAAGGAGGAGGAGGUUACAAUCAGGAACCCAAUUUCCAAGGCCGUGCACGAGGAGGCGGUUACAACGGUGGUCAGUUUGACGGCCGUUACAAUGACGAACAGAAUUUCCAAGGCCGUGGUCGCGGUGGUCAGUAUGAUAAUAAUAACCAGCAAGGUGGUCGCGGCGGUCAGUAUGAUAACCAGCAAGGUGGUCGAGGCGGUCAGUAUGAUAACCAGCAAGGUGGUCGAGGCGGUCAGUAUGAUAACCAGCAAGGUGGUCGCGGUGGACAGUAUGAUAACAAUAACCAGCAAGGUGGUGGCGGUGGUUAUAAUCGCGAGUCAUCUUUCCAUGCUCGGGGAAGAGGAGGUUACAAUGGUGGUGGUGGUGGUGGUCAGUUUGAUAAUAAUAACCAAGGUGGUGGCGGUGGUUACAAUCAGGAACCUAAUUUUCAAGGCCGCGGGCGUGGGGGUGGACGCGGGAGAGGUGGGUAUCGCGGAAGGGGUCGUGGCGGUUUUAGAUCAAACGGGCCGAUCCAUACAGCUGCGGGUGGGGCGUAAAAGUAAAAUGGUGAUUUGUUUGUUGCUUUGAUCAUCAUAUUAUUGUGUUGGUUAUUUUCUUCUUUGAAUGAAGUUUUGCUAAUUUUUAGAUGUUUAGUAGGGGAGAAAUGGCUGUUCUUUUAUUAUAUGAUAUGAUUAAUUAGACUGAUCAUCAUCUUAUGGCAACACAAUACCAUUUUCAUGGCAUCAUUUCUUUGAAAAAAAGCAGCUUUGGGAUGUUCUUUAACAGUUUUAAAUAUGAUGAUGACGAUUAAAUGAUGACCAGGUUUUGUAUUCA
This is a messenger RNA of Impatiens glandulifera, 1609 nucleotides long. Its product is annotated as glycine-rich cell wall structural protein 1.8-like. Gene Ontology annotation, molecular function: RNA binding. The record is from RefSeq and is a predicted model, not a curated record. The transcript has 9 exons. NCBI's taxonomy places the organism in Eukaryota, Viridiplantae, Streptophyta, Magnoliopsida, Ericales, Balsaminaceae. The coding region runs from base 127 to 1332 and encodes 401 amino acids.